Molecule: messenger RNA, 4686 nt
Organism: Neurospora crassa OR74A
Lineage: Eukaryota; Fungi; Ascomycota; Sordariomycetes; Sordariales; Sordariaceae
Exons: 5
Coding region: 1-4551 (1516 amino acids)
Biological process (GO): transmembrane transport
Cellular component (GO): membrane
Molecular function (GO): ABC-type transporter activity; ATP hydrolysis activity; ATP binding
Source: RefSeq, a predicted model, not a curated record
AUGGAAAGGCAACUGGAACCCGCCGAUCUGCCCAGGUUGGAGUUCAUCACGCGUUCGCAAAACAUACAGAAGAAUUUUACCGAGAACAUGAAGCCGGGUCAUUUCUGGCAACAAUUGUUCAGAUUUUAUGUGCACGACCUGGCACGUCAAUGGGCCUUGGCCUUGUUGAUUGCCAUCUUGUCGAUAUUUCCCCAGCUUGUACUCUACGGCUUCCUUUCCAAGAUCGAAAAGGGAACCCAACAUUCGCCCAAAGAUCCCAUGUUGUUGGUCUGGGCACUUGCUUUGUUUCUCACACAAACACUGCAAGUUGGUGCCACGAAUUGGCUGAAAUGGAUUACCGAAAGCCGAAUGGAUAUUCCCCUUGAGUCGUUGGUGCAGACUCUGGUGUUCGCCAAAGCUCUCAGGCAAUACGCAGGACAAGACAGUGAUAGAUCCUCGAAGUUAUCCGGGCAGAAUGGGAGCGCAAAUGGUAACGGUCAGCCGGGCACUAUGCUUAAAACAAAAGAGAGGAGGGAUGGGGAGAUGGGACAAUCGGCCUACAAUCUAUUGAAGGUUGACAGUUCCCGCGUCACCAAUUUUUGUCAGUGCAACAGCGACUUGCCCAUGGCCGCUUUCAAGCUAGCUCUGGCAAGCGCCUUCCUUAUCCGUUUGAUGGGAUGGCUCCCUGUCCUUUCCGGGCUUACUGCCGCGAGUCUGACCAUCCCUCUCAAUCUACACCUGUCACGAAAGCAACGAGACCAGAACUUUGGUUUGAUGCGAGUCCGAGAUUACAAAGCGCAUUUGCUGGCCGAGGCGCUAUUGGGAAUGCGCCAGAUCCGGUACUCGGCCCUUGAGGACUUCUGGGAGGACAAGAUCCUGGCAAGCAGAGACGACGAGCUCAAGCAGUAUUGGAGAGUGGCACUCGGGAAAUGCCUAAUCUUCUUGACUGUUAAUUUUGCCCCAUUGUUAUUAGCCAGCGUUGCCUUCACGGUGUAUGUAUGGCAGCAAGGAUUCCAUAUCAAAGCUUCAGUCAUCUUCACCGCCCUCGGCUUGUUUGACCAGCUGGACGACGCAGUGUCACUUCUACGAAAGGUACAGGUCAACCUACUUGAAGCGUGGGCAAGUGUCUCGAGACUGGACAAGUACUUUGGCCGUCUGGACAAGCAAGUGGUCACUAAGCCAGGGAGUCUGAUUGCUUUCGAGGACGCUACUGUAGCUUGGCCCCGACCUGAAGAUACUGACAAAGUCGGCGAUGCUCAAGCACCACCUCGAGGAGCACAUACCAUGCUCAAAGAUAUCAACGUGAAGUUCCCGCCCGGUGAGCUCAGUGUCAUUGCGGGCAAAACUGGUUCGGGCAAAAGUCUAUUGCUCGCUGCAAUUUUAGGCGAAGUUAAGCUCAUAGCGGGUGACAUCUACGUUCCUUCUGCCCCGGAGCCUAGCGAAGACGAGAAUAUUUCGGACCAAGACUGGAUUAUACCCUCCCUGACGUGCUUUGUAUCCCAGACUCCAUGGAUUGAAAGCGGCACAGUCAGGGACAACGUUCUCUUUGGCCUCAAGUUCGACCGCCUCCGCUACCGCAAGGUUCUCUGCGCUUGCGCCCUUGAGAAGGAUCUGCAGCUUUUGGCUGACGGUGACCAAACAGAAGUUGGACCCAGAGGCGUUUCACUGUCCGGCGGACAAAGAUGGAGAACAGCCCUCGCCCGCGCCCUAUAUUCGCGAGCCGGCAUCAUCGUGAUGGAUGAUAUCCUGAGCGCUGUGGAUACGCAUGUGAGCAGGCUCAUCGUGGGUGAGGCAUUGGCGGGAGAGUUAGCCGUCGGAAGGACAAGAAUUCUUGCGACUCAUCAUGUCGAUCUUGUUCGCCCGUACGCGAGGUGUUUGGUGCGUCUGAGUAGCGGACGCCUCAAGUCUGUCGUGUACAAGGCUCCCGAAAGCCAGAACAUAAGACCUGCCACAUCAAUGCUCGAACCUGGGAGCCUAACGUGGACUCGGCCUGAUGGUAACGGAGCAGCCUCGUCCUCCAGUUCGACCGCGAGGGCUACAGAAAGCAGACAAACCGGCGAAGAGAAGAGAGCUGUUGGAUGGGUCAAAUGGGACGUGUACAAGGCAUAUUAUGAGGCCAGUGGUGGUACCCUGAACUGGGCUCUAGGCAUGGCCGUGCUCUUUCUCGGUCACGUUCUGGGCAUCAUUCGUACAUGGAGUCUCAAGGAACUUGCUCAAAGGGCGUCUUCCGUUGAAGCAAGUUCACAGACAUCGUCUACAACCCAGUAUCAUCAAACAUACUGGCAAAUGACUUUUGGAUACGUUGCUGACCAGCAUAUGCCUUGGAGUUCUAAGCUCUAUAUUCGCUUUUGGAUCUCGACAUAUGUUCUAGUUUGUUUCCUCGUCGGUGCGUCCCAACUCAUCCGCGAUAUUGCCUUCACUCUCAUCGGAAUGCGAGCUUCCAAGAAGCUAUUUGAACAGCUCACACAUACGAUCCUCCGUGCGCCUAUCCGAUGGAUUGAAACUGUACCAGCGGGCCGUGUAUUAAACCGCUUCAGUUCGGACAUGUCAGUCGUCGACAAACCGCUGGCCACCCCGACGUUUACGUUCCUACAAGCAGCCCUACUACUGAUGAUCAUCGUCGUGACAUGUUCCUCCGUCUCGCUAUACGUCCUCUUCUUUGUCAUACUCCUUUUUGCCCUCUACGUUUAUAUUGCAAACUACUUCAUAUAUGUCGCCAGAGAGGUCAAGCGCCUUAAGUCCGUCUCCAACUCCCCAAUCUACGACCAGUUCAGCUCCGUGCUGUCCGGAUUAACGACCAUUCGCGCCUUUCAAUGCACUCAAUCGUACACCAACAACUUGUACCGAUUGAUUGACGCCAACAGCUCCGCAAACUGGGCACAGCAACUCUUGAAGAGAUGGAUGGGUUUUCGCAUGGGCAUGCUCGGCGCCGUCUUCGUCACCAUCGUGGCCAGUGUCGUAGCACUGGGUGGUGUAGGCGCUGCGCUCGCGGGAUUCAGCUUGUCUUUUGCCUUCCGUUACACGUCCGCACUAACAUCUUUACUAGAGUCCGUGGCAGCGCUGGAAUUGGGGUUUAGCUCCUGCGAGAGGGUGUUGGAGUACAUCGAGGUUGAGCGUGAAAGCGAACAGGGUCUGGACGCCCCUGCAGCCUGGCCAGCGGAUGGGAACAUCGAAGUCGAAAACCUCACGGCCUCGUAUGCCUGCGAUCUUCCUCCUGUCUUGUCCGAUCUCAGCUUGACCGUUGGAGCCGGCGAGAGGGUUGGGAUUGUUGGCCGGUCGGGCGCUGGCAAGUCGACGCUUGCCUCUGUUCUUUUCCGUCUUCUUGAACCCAGCAGAGGCUCGGUCCGCAUUGACGGCCUCGAUAUUUCGACAUUGAAGCUAACGCAGCUGCGAAAAAGUCUCGUCAUUAUCCCCCAAGAUCCAUUCCUCUUCUCAGGCACCCUACGUUCCAAUCUAGACAUCGAAGGCCGUCUAGAUGAUACAGAGAUAUACGACGCCCUUCGAAGUGUCAACCUAAUCGGUUCAACCUACAACAACCAGAGUUACCCACCAUCUUUUUACACUCCGGUCAUGGGACCCAGCACGGCCGUCUCUACCCACCCGAACACGGCUUCCACCACACCGCUCCUGGCACCGAUUGUUUUCCCCCAAACCGUCGACUUCGCCGUCGAGCCCGCGGCCGAAGAAGUCGACAUGUUCGACGACAUCCACACAUUGGGUGACAACCGCGUCCAAAUCACCCCUUUCGUUCUCGACACCAGCGACAUUGACCCCCUCAACCUCCUCACUUUUGAUUCACAUCCCGAAAAUCCAACACUCCUCACCUCCAUCCUCGAAGUCGAACAAACUCCCACAUCCGAGCCCGCACACAUACUCGAACCCUCACCAACAGAAGAAGAGCCCAUAUCCCCACCUCCCGUAACCCUUCCAGCCCCUCUGCUCCCUCUUCCCCCCUCCCCAGCCAUCUCCGCCACAACCACAGCUACCAACUACACCGCCCCCGAUCGCCACCGCAUCAACCCUUUCACCGACCUCUCCCACCCCAUCAUCACAGGCGGGUCCAACCUCUCGCAGGGCCAGCGACAGCUCGUCUGCCUCGCGCGCGCUUUGCUUACCCGCCCCAAGAUCAUGAUUCUGGAUGAGGCCACGUCGGCCAUUGAUAAAGCGACCGACGCAGCCAUCCAGCGUUCGCUGCGCAAGUGCGUUGAGAGUACCGGCACCACGGUGCUGGUGAUUGCCCAUCGGCUGUCGACGGUGGCCGACUUUGAUAAAAUCCUAGUGUUGGACAAGGGGCAGGUGGUGGAGUUUGGGGCGCCGCGAGAGCUGGUGAGGAGGGGGGUCGAGAGGGAGAGGGAGAGGCAUAGACAGGAUGAUGGUGGUCAUGAUGGUGGCGCUAGUGAUCACGGUGAGAGGCUAGCGGAAAGAAGUGUUGGUAGUAAUGACUAUUUUGGUGAUGACGAAUGUUCGGAGGAGGACAUGGAAGAUGCAGAUACGAGUACGUUUUGGGGGCUGGUGAAGAAGAGUACGGAACGGGAUAGGUUGGUGGAGAUGAUUCUGGGGGAAGGUCACUAAAGCCAGCAAGAAGCCUCAUACAAAGGCACCCGCGCAGUUGGGCAAAGUAGAGGUUGGGAAGGAACAAAACACGAAAAGGAAACUAAGCGAAAGUCAGAUUAAAUGAUAUCCGAUGAGGCUGGGCGGAAAGUACCA